AUGGAGGUGGUGGAGUGCCUCCUGUUCCCGGACAUCACAGGAUGGAACAAUUUCACUUUGGUCGAAGAGCCCUUUCUUCCAACGGUCAAAGAGCUGGACCACAUGGAGGCACCCGAGUCCGCCGCGAGGUGGCAUGUUUGGACACUGAUAAUGCUUGGCAUCGCCUUGGUUGUGGCGGUCGCUGGCACGUUAAUCCUGAAAUGCGCUGAACGGGGUCCGGGACGACCAGGAGGCGAGUAUGCUACGGUGAAGGUGGCCUCCCGUGUGGUCUCCCUUGCAGAGGAAGAGGACAGAAAAGUCGAUCGAUCCGCUGUGACCAUGUCCUUCCAACCUCGGACUCUCAAGGUGUUCCUUGCGAUCUCUCUGAUGAUCACUUUCUCUACCAGCUUCGCCGUCUUGGCCUGGAGCAGCCGCACGGGGAGGCUGUCGAAAGACUAUGGUGCCGACUGGGAGGCGAUGUUGAAUCUUUGA
This is a messenger RNA of Symbiodinium sp. CCMP2592, 471 nucleotides long. Lineage: Eukaryota; Dinophyceae; Suessiales; Symbiodiniaceae. The record is from the annotation of a GenBank genome assembly.